UUCGGGAGUUGUAGUCUCUAAGGUCCCGGGAAGCGUGGGCUGGCGCGGUGCAUGCUGGGAGCUGCGGGAUGAUAAGAGUUCUGGAAGGGAAAGCGAAAGGAAGCAAGAGUCGGAGUGUGGAGCCGUUAUGGCGUCGAGCACCUCGCUGAAGAUCCUCCGGGAGGAGGCCACCUGCCCGAUCUGCCUGGAGUUCUUCAGCCACCCGGUGAUGCUCAUCAAGUGCGGGCACAACUUCUGCAGGGACUGCCUGGACCGCAGCUGGCGCCUGGACUCGAACCCAGCACCCGGCGGCGCAAAGACCAGCCCCAGCAGCGCCAGCAGCAGCAGCAGCCCCUGCCCCGAGUGCCGGCAGCCCUUCCAGCGCAGCCACGUCCGGGUCAACCGCUCCCUGGCCAGCCUGGCCUCCGUGGCCCGGGAGCUGAGCCUGGAACGGCCCCGGGGCAGAGCAGCAGGAGGCGGAGGCCCCGGCGGAGGAGGGAGGGCCGAGUGCCAGCAGCACCAGGAGCCCCUGAAGCUCUUCUGCCAGGAAGACAGGAGCCCCCUCUGCGUCGUCUGCAGGGAGUCCCGCCGGCACCGCGCCCACACCGUCCUCCCCCUCGAGGAGGCCGAGCAGGAGUACAAGGAUUUGAUCCAGAAGCAGAUAGAUAUACUGAGGAAGCAGAAAGAGGAAACGGCAGGAGCCAAAUGGAACAGCAAACUGGAAAGCCACGAUCUGCUGUGGCAGAUAAAUGCCGAAAGGCAAAAGGUAGUGGCGGAAUUUCAGGGGUUGCACCAGCUGGUGGAAGGGAGGAAGCGCCUCCUGUUGGCAAGGCUGGGUGAGCUGGACAAAAAGGUGUCAAAGAUGAGGGAUGAACACAUUGCCAAGCUGUCGAAGGAAUGCACCUCUCUUGAGAACCUCAUCCAGGAGAUGGAGGUGAAGUGCCAACAGCCUGCAACUGAAUUUCUCCAGAACAUCGAGAGUAUGCUGCAGAGAUGUGAGAUGAAGACUCCACAGAAUUCAGUGGCUUUUCCUCCUGAAAUAAGACACCAGAUUGAAGAAUUUUCCAACAUUAACACCUUUCUGCAGCAUGUCAUGAGCGGGUUUCAAGAGUCCUUCCUUUCCGAACACCAGCUCUGGAAAGAGGAUAUAAUCUUGGAUCCAGAUACAGCUCACCCUGACCUCAGCCUUUCCAAAGAUCACAGAAGCGUGAGACUUUUACCCUCCUUGCAGAACCUGCCUGACAACCUGGAGAGAUUUGAUACUUCCACCUGCAUUUUGGCCCGGGAGGGAUUUAUCACAGGGAAACAUUGGUGGGAGGUGGAAGUGGAGGAGAGGGGCAUCUGGGCUGUUGGGGUAGCUGUGUGGUCUGUUAAAAGGAAAGGCCCAGUGAGCUUCUGCCCUGAGGAAGGAAUAUGGGCUGUGGGACAGUUGCGGGGAGGUCACUACCAGGCCCUGGCCACUCCAAAACAUCACCUGCUGCUAACGAGGAAACUCAGGAAGAUCCGAGUUACUAUUGACUAUGAAAAUGAACAGGUAGCUUUCCUUGAUCCUGAAAUGGAGUCUCCCAUUUUUGUGUUUUCAUCAGCCUUAUUCAAGGGAGAAGUAGUUCUCCCUUGGUUCUGGGUUGGGGGUUUGGCAUCCCAGCUCCGUCUCUCUCUCUGAGAUACUCCGAACCUCAGCCAUCCUUUUUGAAAGGCCUCCUUAAACAUAUUUACUAAUUUGGCCAUCUUUCUAGCUGCCAGCAUUCUCUGCUUUGUGGUACUGAAUCCUUCCUUGGACUCUAUGGCAGCACCCAAAAAAUCUUCUACCACUUGAACCCAAAGAAAAAGUGCUUUCCUCCUUCAUCUGACAGGAUGUUGGAACCUAGGCACCGGCUGUUUCUCUUUUGUGGCUUUGCCACAGCAGGAAAAUGGCCAACACGGUGCUUCAGAAUGCCAUUGCUACAAAAGCAGGAUCGUACAUUCAAUUGAAGAAAAAAACUAGAUUCUGCAAGUGAAAAGAAUUUUUGAGUUGCUCAUAUUUGACCUGAGUUGGACCAUAAUAAUGGCCUGUUGUGUUGUAAUGUUCAUGGGUUGUCUUGUACAUUGAACAGCAUCUGCCCUUGACUUCAGUGUAGGAAAUCUCCAUUGAAUAGGCAUCUUCAAUGAUGUUAGGCCAACCAAACUCCAUUCCCUGGUUUGAACCAUUUGGAAAUGACUACUUCCAUUGAAUUAAUGCCCCAAAAGAUGAGUAAUAGUCAAGUAUUGUCUCCUAGAGUGAACAUGGUUGUUAGCUGUCUGAACAAGCCAUCAAAUUUGCAGCAGUUGGCAGACCAAUGGUAUUUCUGUGCCAUUCUUUUUUUUCACUUGCUAAUGAUACAUUGGUCAAAAAUAGAACAACAGAUCAGCCUGUUCUGAUCAAUUCUCUCUUUUUUUCUGAUCAAUUCUCAGUUGUAUUAUUACUAUAUUGUUAUAGCAUAGACUAUCAAACCUGUGCCAAGAAUGUAAGAUAUUGUCUAAAGUUCUCACUCAUAUAAAAUGAGUCCUAUGUAAUCUGUUUAAAACAUUUGAAAGCCUUUUUGAUGAGACCCAGUGCCUGCUUUUCUGGCACACAAAUUGUUAAUACAGUUUGCUUUCCUUCCAUAAACUAUUUGCUGAGAAGGAAUAUACAGAGAAAUUCCUACAAUGAAAAUACAGAGAAUUCCUAACUCAGAUCCCCCCCAAAAUGUGGGAGAAUAAUGGGGUAAAUGCUUAAAACAAAUAGUGACAAAAGUUAAGGAAGCAAAGCAAAAGCAAGGCUACUGGUGAACAUGAAGAAAGCAAAAAUGACCACAGAUGAUUAAAAGAAUUGGUGAUGAA
Messenger RNA from Sceloporus undulatus (fence lizard), 2817 nucleotides. Its product is annotated as zinc finger protein RFP-like. The record is from RefSeq and is a predicted model, not a curated record. NCBI's taxonomy places the organism in Eukaryota, Metazoa, Chordata, Lepidosauria, Squamata, Phrynosomatidae. The coding region runs from base 128 to 1642 and encodes 504 amino acids. Gene Ontology annotation, molecular function: zinc ion binding; protein binding. The transcript has 7 exons.